Messenger RNA from Pelagomonas calceolata, 2147 nucleotides. NCBI's taxonomy places the organism in Eukaryota, Pelagophyceae, Pelagomonadales, Pelagomonadaceae. The record is from the annotation of a GenBank genome assembly.
CCUCGAGUUUCGCUGGCAGGGCGGCGCAGCAGGCCCACAAGCGAUCGCUGCUGCUGCUGACGUGCAUCGCUGCUGCGCGUCGCUCCUGACGCCAUCGCUGCCGCGCGUCAAUUGGUACUCGACAGCACCCUUCUAACAAAAUGUCCUGGCCCUACGCCGCCGGCGCCUACGCGGCCUACUACGGCGCGCCCGCCGCGCCGCCGCCGCCGCCGCCGCCGACGCAGAGAACCUGGAAAGAAUAUAAGACGCCGGAAGGCAAGCCCUACUGGAGCGACGGCGCCACCAGUGUCUGGGAGGAGCCCGCCGCGUAUAAAGAGGCGCGGGAGAAGGCCGCGGCGCUCAUCGAGGCGAACAAGAGGGCUAAAGAGGCACCACCAGUCGUUGCAAAGGAACCGGAGCCGGAGCCGAACAUCAAGCCCCUGGAACCUGUGUUAGAUCCAAAGCAGAAGGUCGAGGCCUUCAAGCAGUUGCUGAGUGAUAGCGACAUCAAGUCCACGGCGACGUUCCCCGAAGUCUCGGCCAAGUUAGGACAGCACCCGACCUUUAUGUCUUUGCCGAAGGGCGAACGCAAACAAGCUCUGGCCGAAUAUAAAACGAAGCGCGCGAAGGUCGAGAAGGAGAUCGAAAGAAAACGAAGCAGGGAGGCGAGAGCCGGCUUCCUCCGGUUAUUGGCCGAGGCCGAGGAGAUUUCCGUGGACACGCCCUGGUCCCGGGCCGACGAGUUGCUGGCCGCGACGUGCGAUGAAAGGUAUCAGGCCGUCGCCACCUCGACAGAAAGAAAGGGAUUGUUCGACGAGUUUUUGGAUGCGCUCCGCGAGAAGGACGCCUCCGAGAAAAGGCAGUCGACGGAAAAGGCGCGCGAGGCCUUCCGCAAAGCAUUGGUACAAUUAGCGAGGGAGCACCCGGCCGCCUCGCACGAGGACGACGACGCGGCGCUACUUAUCGGCGUCUUCGGACGAACUCGGUUUUCCGAUGUGGAAAGUGCCAUGCAGAAGAAGAACCCGAACCUAUUGCUGUCGUUGCCCGUGUGGAAAUCAACCGGUGUCGCGUCGAUGGCGUGGAGGUCGACGCGCCGAUUCAGCACCACGCGUCUGCCGAAGCAUAACGCCAUCGACGCGACGCCAUCGACGUGUCUCUCCGCACAGGUCGCCGGACGACCGGAGGAGGGAGUACCAGCGGUUUGUGGAUGACUGCCACGAGACGGUGCGGAGGCGCGACGAUACGAAGAGAAGGGCUUUUGUGGAUGCGGCUUUAGCUGCUAUACUAAGAGGCUUACUCCCGAGGGAACUGCCCUUCGCCGAGCUCGACACGGUGUUAGCCGCAAGACAAAGGGGCGGCGCGAAGGCGGUCGCCCAGAUGUCUGCAGCAUUUGCCGCGGAAGAGGGCCAGCUCCCUUCUGAUAACGAGGAGGAGGAGGACAAUGACACUGAAGUCGUUAUUGCGAGGGUCAAGGAGGCCAUGGCUGAUUUAGCAGCUUGUUCCUCAAGACUAGGCGGCGACUGUUGCGUCCGGGCUUUUGGGCGGGCCAAGGAUUUAGCUUAUAGAUCCUUCAAGAUUGAUAGACGUCAGUGCCGCGACCUCACGAGGCGGUGUGAUGUUUCUCUGAGUUCCUUUGGUGCUUGGUUGACGGCGCUGAAAAAAGUGGACCGACGGUCGCCGCCGCGCGAUGCGGACGUGCGGCACGAGCGCCGUCUCGAGGGAUGGACCUUGAGUGAGGCCUGUGAGUUACGACGGCCGCAGCUCGCGCGCGUGUUUGUCGAUCUCAGAGAUGAGGCGGCGCAAGAGGCACGGGAUCAACAAAGGAGGCGGGAAAGAAGGGAGCGAAGGUUUCGGGAAUUGCUCGAGGAUUAUUUGAGGUGGCCGGAUGAUAAAAACGCGACGUACGAGGACUUGGAGCCGUCGCUGGCGCGACACUCGGCCUACGACGGCGUGCCGCGCGGGCGCCGGCGCGAGUUGUUUGAAGAGGUGCUGGGGGCGUUGAAGGAGCGGGCGACGGCGUCUCAACCGGACCGCUGGACGAGCGCCGUCUCGGACAACGACCGCUGGUCGCCGGGCGUCGCCGUCGAAGAGGGGCCGGAGGCGCCGCCGCCGAAGAAGGCGCGAGAGGGUUAAGUAGGUAUUCUUGUGGUAUAUAUUUACGAGGCGGG